GGCCCCUGCCCGCGCCCCCCGCGCCCCCCGGCCCGGCCCGGCCCGGCCCGAGCAUGGAGACGGCGGAGAAGGAGUGCGGCGCCCUGGGCGGGCUCUUCCAGGCCAUCGUCAACGACAUGAAGAGCUCCUACCCCAUCUGGGAGGACUUCAACUCCAAGGCCACAAAGCUGCAUUCCCAGCUGAGGACCACUGUGCUGGCUGCUGUGGCCUUCUUGGAUGCCUUCCAGAAAGUGGCAGACAUGGCCACCAACACCCGAGUGGAAUCGGCUGGUCGUGGAGAGAGUGAGCCUCCAACACGAGUGGCAUGCAAGCAGGAGUGUGAAGGGGCCACGCGGGACAUUGGCUCGGCGCUCACGCGCAUGUGCAUGCGCCACCGCAGCAUCGAGACCAAGCUGCGGCAGUUCACCAACGCGCUGCUGGAGAGCCUCAUCAACCCGCUGCAAGAGCGCAUCGAGGACUGGAAGAAGUCGGCCAACCAGCUGGACAAGGACCACGCGAAAGAGUACAAACGAGCCCGGCAUGAGAUCAAGAAAAAGUCUUCAGACACGCUGAAGCUGCAGAAGAAAGCGCGCAAAGAGCUACUUGGGAAAGGAGACCUGCAGCCGCAGCUGGACAGCGCCCUGCAGGACGUCAACGACAUGUACCUGCUGCUGGAGGAGACAGAGAAGCAGGCGGUGCGCCGGGCCCUGAUCGAGGAGCGCGGGCGCUUCUGCACCUUCAUCACUUUCCUGCAGCCCGUGGUGAACGGCGAGCUGACCAUGCUGGGAGAGAUCACCCACCUGCAGGGCAUCAUCGAUGACCUAGUGGUGCUGACCGCGGAACCACACAAGCUGCCCCCCGCCAGCGAGCAGGUGAUCAAAGACCUGAAGGGCUCAGACUAUAGCUGGUCCUACCAGACCCCCCCGUCGUCGCCCAGCGGCUCUGGCUCACGGAAGUCCAGCAUGUGCAGUGCCCCCAGCAGUGGUAGCAGCGCCAAGGGUGGCGGAGCCCCGUGGCCCGGGGGUGCCCAAACAUACUCACCCAGUUCCACCUGUCGCUACCGCAGCCUGGCACAGCCAGCCACCGCCGCUGCCCGCCUCUCCAGCGUCUCCUCCCACGACUCUGGCUUCGUCUCCCAGGAUGCCACCUACUCCAAGCCCCCCUCACCAAUGCCUUCAGACAUCACCAGCCAGAAGUCCUCCAGCUCCGCGUCCUCAGAGGCCUCGGAAACCUGCCAGUCCGUUAGCGAGUGCAGCUCCCCCACUUCGGACUGGGCCAAGGCAGGCCCCCACGAACAGCCCUCAGGCACCAGCCUGCAGCGGAGGAAGGACCGGGCUGAGCACCCCCGAGACACAGAGGCAGGCCUGGCCAGCGGGGGCACCCUGGGCCCCAGUGGGGAGGAGGCCCCACGACCCCGCAUGUCCCCUGCCACGAUCGCAGCCAAGCACGGUGAGGAGGUGUCCCCGGCAGCCAGCGACCUGGCCAUGGUGCUGACCCGCGGCCUGAGCCUGGAGCACCAGAAGAGCAGCCGGGACUCGCUGCAGUAUUCCAGCGGCUACAGCACGCAGACCACCACGCCGUCGUGCUCUGAGGACACCAUCCCGUCCCAAGGCUCCGACUACGACUGCUACUCCGUGAACGGAGACGCGGACGGCGAGGGCCCCGCCGAGUUCGACAAGUCCUCCACCAUCCCCCGCAACAGCAACAUCGCCCAGAACUACCGCCGCCUGAUCCAGACCAAGCGCCCGGCCUCCACGGCGGGGCUGCCCAGCGCCUCGGGCGCACCCCCCGGCGUGGCCACCAUCCGCCGCACGCCGUCCACCAAGCCCGCCGUGCGCCGCGCGCUCUCCAGCGCCGGCCCCAUCCCCAUCCGGCCGCCCAUCGUCCCCGUGAAGACGCCCACGGUGCCCGACUCCCCCGGUUACUCGGGGCCCACGCGGGCCGGCAGCGAGGAGUGCGUCUUCUACAGCGACGAGGCCGCCUCGCCCCUGGCGCCGGACCUGGCCAAGGCGUCGCCCAAGAGGCUGAGCCUGCCCAACACGGCCUGGGCCAGCCCGGCCCCCGAGGCGGCCAGCUACGCCGGGCUGGCGGCGGACGACGACGAGCAGCAGCAGCAGCUGGCCGCCAACCGGCACAGCCUGGUGGAGAAGCUCGGGGAGCUGGUGGCGGGCGCCCACGCCCUGGGCGAGGGCCAGUUCCCCUUCCCCACCGCCCUGGCCGCCCCCGCCGAGGAGACGCCCAGCCCGCCCCCCGCCGCCGCCGGGGACCCCCCCGCCGAAGACAUGCUGGUGGCCAUCCGCCGCGGGGUGCGGCUCCGCAGGACCGUCACCAACGACAGGUCGGCGCCCCGCAUCUUGUGAUGGCGCCGCCCUCCCGCCCUCUGGCCCCCUGAGAGGCCGUGGCCUGGCUGGUGAACAGCAGACGCUCAGAGCGAAGGCACAGCGUGGAGAGCAGAACCAGGCAAGCUUUCGGUUUUUUGUUUUUUAAGUCACAUGAGGCAAAGCCACUGGAUGGAAAGACACGUGUCUUGGAUUUCAGUACUUAAGCGGGAAGUGACUUCUUUAACACAGCUCGCCAGCUCUGAGCCUACAGGCCUUGAACUGGAUUCGGAGCCUGUUUUUUACGUCUCUUGCCUGCUCUGCCCUCCUCUUCCUCUUCCAAGGCCCUGCCUUUCCCUGUCUCAGCGCGCCCUGGUCUGGGCCCUAGGGCCGCAGCUUAGGCGACCAGGCCCAGCUUCUCCUGAAUGCCAGCCCCCCCCCCACCCCGCCCCUGGCCGGGCUCCUCUCUCCUCCCUUCUCUCCUCUCCCCGGCUCCCCUCAGUCAGGGAGGCAGGCUGUCUGUGGAGGGGCCAGGCACCCAGUCGGGCCAAGGUGUCAGAUUUGACUGAAGCUACACAAAAUGGCAUUUGGGUGGGGAGCACAGACUGAGGUGGGAAGGUCCACCCUGCUGUGGGGGGAAUGCGGCCCACAGGCCCAGGGCCCCAAGUUAAAUCCUGGGGAACUGUGUGGAGGAGGCCAUGGACGCUGAAGUGUGUGGCUGAGGUUGAGGGCAGGGCAGUGGGGAAGGAUCCAGAGGCCUGACAGUCAUCUGGCCAGCCCUCUGGGAGCUGCUUUCAGAUGAGACUUUAACUCUGGUGGCACUUUGGUCACGGUUUCAGCCACCUUUGGGGGUAGGGGCUGGAGCUGUAGAGGGUAUGGGGGGUUAUUUUAUGAAUAUAAUAAUAAAAUAAAGCUGACUGGA
Messenger RNA from Canis lupus familiaris (dog), 3219 nucleotides. It is a transcript of the gene MTSS2, whose product is annotated as MTSS I-BAR domain containing 2. Gene Ontology annotation, molecular function: phospholipid binding; actin binding. The record is from RefSeq and is a predicted model, not a curated record. Gene Ontology annotation, cellular component: cytoplasmic side of plasma membrane; actin cytoskeleton. The transcript is spliced from 16 exons. NCBI's taxonomy places the organism in Eukaryota, Metazoa, Chordata, Mammalia, Carnivora, Canidae. Gene Ontology annotation, biological process: plasma membrane organization; cell projection assembly. Bases 54 to 2339 code for a protein of 761 amino acids.